GUGCUGUGAAGGCAUCCGGGUCCAGUGGAGCCAGGUCAUCUCCGUUCGUCCAAUAGCAGCGAUGGACUCCAUGUCCAUGAGCGGUGGGCGGAGCCCCGUCUUCCUCACGGCCUCGUCGUCUCAGCGCCUCCACCGCGGCGGCCAGGCCGUGCAGAACGGGCUGGGGGGCGUGGACCGUCCCGUCCAGCCCACUGUGGCCGUCCUGGGCUCGGGGGACUUCUCCAGGUCCCUGACCAUGCGUCUGCUGCACCGCGGCUUCCAUGUGGUGGUGGGCAGCCGCCAGCCCAAGAUGGCCGCCCAGUCCUUCCCUCAUGUGGUGGACGUGACGCACCACGAGGACGCCGUGGCCAAGGCCGCCAUCGUGUUCCUGGCCAUCCGCAGAGAGCACUACCCGGUCCUGUGGGACCUCAAACACCUGCUGGAAGGGAAGAUCCUGGUGGACGUGAGUAACAACCGCAGAGUGAACCAGUACCCCGAGUCCAACGCAGAGUACCUGGCAUCACUGCUGCCACAGUCCACGGUGGUCAAAGGCUUUAAUGUCAUCUCAGCCUGGGCCAUGCAGCAGACCAGCCCUAUGGACGCAAGUACACAGAUACACACACAUGCAGCAGACCAGCCCUAUGGACGCAAGUAA
This is a messenger RNA of Sphaeramia orbicularis (orbiculate cardinalfish), 634 nucleotides long. Its product is annotated as metalloreductase STEAP2-like. Gene Ontology annotation, cellular component: plasma membrane; endosome. NCBI's taxonomy places the organism in Eukaryota, Metazoa, Chordata, Actinopteri, Kurtiformes, Apogonidae. The coding region runs from base 62 to 634 and encodes 190 amino acids. The record is from RefSeq and is a predicted model, not a curated record. Gene Ontology annotation, molecular function: ferric-chelate reductase (NADPH) activity; cupric reductase (NADH) activity. The transcript is spliced from 6 exons. Gene Ontology annotation, biological process: copper ion import.